AUGGAUGAGACCUGGAAGCUCGCUGACAAAUUUGAUGGUCGCGCGAGGUGCAUGACUAACGAACUGGACAAGGUCAAACCCCCGGUCCACUGGACAAACAAUUUCGACACAAUGGGUGGUGAUUCGGUAUGGAAUUCCGAUGGCUCAGUCGCCAUGAAUCUCACAAACCGUGAUUUGACAGGGACGGUCAAGCCACUCUUUGGCCAGACGGGAACGGAUAUGCCGGCGACGCUUUUCGAGCUCAACAGCAAACACUACAUAUACAUCGAGGGAAAUGGGUUCCUGGCCGAGAUCCUGAACCCGCCCGACCAUCAGGCCAUUACAGAAGCUAUCAAUGGUGGUGAUGGUGUUUGGGAAGUGCUCGAGUUGCAGAACUUGUAA
Messenger RNA from Fusarium graminearum PH-1, 381 nucleotides. RefSeq lists its product as uncharacterized. Bases 1 to 381 code for a protein of 126 amino acids. Lineage: Eukaryota; Fungi; Ascomycota; Sordariomycetes; Hypocreales; Nectriaceae. The transcript is spliced from 2 exons. The record is from RefSeq and is a predicted model, not a curated record.